UUUUAUUCGCCCCAGUGUUGAGUGCUUGAGAUGAAAUUAGGGGUGACAAGAUAAGAAAGAGAUCGAAGCAUGGCUCCCGAUGCCACGACUACACCCUCUUCCGAAGCGGCGCCUUCCCUCCGCAUCUUUACCGGCGCCGACUCCUUCGGCUGCAACCUUAAGGAUGCCCUAGUCUCCCACCUCCGCUCCAUUCCCGGCGUCGAAAUCGUCGAUCUAGGCACCGACAAAUACUACACCAUCGCCGAGCAAGUCGGCCGCCGCGUCUCCUCCGAUUCCUCUACCUCGCCGGAAACACGUGGUCUUCUCGCCUGCGGCACCGGCGUCGGUGUCUCCAUCUUCGCCAACAAGUUACCCCGCGUCUAUGCAUCCACUUGUACCUCCGUCGGCGACGCCGUGAACACCCGAUCCAUCAACAACUGCAACGUUCUCUGCGUCUCCGGCAUGUCCACCUCGCCGGAAGAUGCUCUGAAGAUCCUCGAUGCUUGGCUUCAAACCCCCUUCAAAUCUCCCUGCCCUGCCUCCGGUGACGAACCCUGGCCGAACGAAAUCGAAUCGUUCCUUGAGAAUUCCACUGCCGAGAUGGCCCAAAUCCCUAAUCCGGUCUCCCCUUCCUCAAACUGUGCUAUCUGUUGCUUGAGGAAAGGGAUGGAGUUCCAGCCGGUGGAAAUCAUGCCGGGCGCAGAGAUGAAGAUUGUGAGAGAAAGUCCAACCUCGGCAGUGGUGAAGUUUAAAGCUGGUAGUUUGGAGCCGGCUCAUCACCAUACCUUCGGCCACGAUGUGCUGGUGAUGAAGGGGAGGAAGAAGGUGUGGAAUUUGGAUAAGAAUGAAAGUUACGAGCUUGUUGAAGGGGAUUACUUGUUUACGCCAGCAGGAGAUAAGCACAGGGUGAACUACUUUGAGGACACUGAGUUCUUCAUAAGGUGGGAUGGGGAUUGGGAUAUAUUCCUGGAUGAAAGCCUGGAAACUGCCGCUGAUGCCAUCAAAGUGGAGCUUGAAAGAAGUAAGUGAUGUUUUGCUUUUCGCAUAUGACGAUGAUGAUGAAAUUUAUGAGUAAUACUAUUGAAGUUUGGCAUUUGUGUUGUCGACAUGCUAUCAGUUUGAGCAUUUUGGAGGGAUUAGCAUAUCCUAUCGUGGUCAUGUCGUUAUAUAUAAAAUGUUUGUGGAGUCUAUGUUUUGUGCAUUACAGAGUUGGAUUAUAUCCUAUGUUUGGCUUUGUGGCUCUUGCCUGGAAGAUAAUAAAUGGAGUGCUGGCAUGUAAUGAGAUGUUUUAAGUUGUGCUGAAUAAAGAUGCUACUUUUGCGUGCGUCAA
This is a messenger RNA of Dendrobium catenatum, 1309 nucleotides long. Its product is annotated as DNA damage-repair/toleration protein DRT102. The record is from RefSeq and is a predicted model, not a curated record. Gene Ontology annotation, molecular function: isomerase activity. Bases 70 to 1008 code for a protein of 312 amino acids. The transcript has a single exon. Gene Ontology annotation, biological process: carbohydrate metabolic process. NCBI's taxonomy places the organism in Eukaryota, Viridiplantae, Streptophyta, Magnoliopsida, Asparagales, Orchidaceae.